AUGGCAGACGUUAUGCAGCUAGGGCGACAGGCUUCUGGAGUUGAACGAGGCGCACACGUCGAGUGCCUAUCUGGCGUUCUCCGUGUCGACGACUGGUCGUGGCUUGCAACGGAGCCAUACAAAGUUCUUCAAAGAACCGAUUGGACCCGCAUUUGCCAAUCCGGACCCUAUGCGUUGAUGGCGCUAAGGUCCGAAUGUCAGCCUGUGGCUUUGGUCUUCCCCCCCUCUUGCACUCAACCUUCUUUCCCAUCUCUCACCCGACUUGUGGCCUCAUAUCAGCGACACCGCAUGGUGUUGGCGGCACGCAUCGAUCGCCGCGCCGCCGAAACACUCAUCGGACUCUCCAUUCCGAUGGAUGGCAGCUGGGCGCGAAUGGGCGGUGAGGCUGCUCUUGAGCGCAUUCUGGUGUCGUUCACGGCCUGUUCAGUACGUGUGACAGCUUGUGCGGGCUUCAUGCUGGCCCCGAAGCCCGACAUACUUAUCCCGGGCGCCGGGGCCCAAGAACAUGGGCCGGACCGGUGCCACAAACGAGUGGACCUUGAUGUUAAUCCCGCGGUUGCCGUGCUCCCGCUACUCAGUCCAGUCCUUACCUCCCCACUGCUCACUCUCGGGUUGGCGGAUAGAUAG
Messenger RNA from Bipolaris oryzae ATCC 44560, 627 nucleotides. RefSeq lists its product as uncharacterized. NCBI's taxonomy places the organism in Eukaryota, Fungi, Ascomycota, Dothideomycetes, Pleosporales, Pleosporaceae. Bases 1 to 627 code for a protein of 208 amino acids. The transcript has 3 exons. The record is from RefSeq and is a predicted model, not a curated record.